GGAAACAUGUGAAAGAAGUUGGCUGGAGAGAACUUGCUGCACUUCUAAAGGAAGCAAAUGUGACUCUGGAUCCAGCCACGGCUCACCCACAACUCCUGGUUUCUGAGGAUCAGAAAAGUGUGAGAUGGGCAGACACACGGCAGGAUCUGCCUGACAACCCUGGGAGAUUCGACUCUGAGCGUUGCGUGCUGGGCUGUGAGAGAUUCAGCGCAGGGGGACAUUACUGGGAGGUAGAGGUGGGGCACGGGAAGUACUGGGUUGUGGGGGUUGCCAGAGAGUCUGUGAAGAGGAAAGGAGGGAUCACCCUUAAUCCUGAAGAGGGGAUCUGGUCUCUGGCGCAGUGGGGUGGCCAGUACAAGGCCCUCACAGCACCUGUGGUGACCCCCUUGUCCCUGAGUCAGGUCCCAAGGAGGAUCAGGGUCUGUCUAGACUACGAUGAGGGGAAGGUGGAAUUUUUCAACGCUGAUACCAAAGCCCCCAUCUUCACUUUCCCUCCAGUCUCAUUUGCUGGGGAGAGACUCUGUCCUUGGCUCUGGGUUGGGCAGGAUUCCCCGCUGAGGUUAUGUCCCUGAGACAUGGGACAGGAGUAGAGGGUCUGUUCUGGCAUGUUGAUGGGACAUGUGGUGGACUGGUCCAUCAAAAGCAUUCCUGAUACAGUCCUUUCCAUUUGGAAGUUUAUUUCUGACCUCCAAUUUGUAUUUAUUUUUAACCAUUUUCUGGCCCCUCACCUUCCUUUAAAUUAAUCAUUUUUCGUUUUUUAACAAACAGUAGGUUUUUUUACAUCACAUGUUUUAGUUUGAUCUAAGAAGAUGAAGGUCAAUGUACAGUCUUAAACACAUGUGGAGCAGUCUGAUUGUUUUAUCUAACAUUAUAUUUGGGUACCCUUCUCCUGUCCCUCCUCUAAUUUCUCCUGGAUUCAGUAUACUCCAGGAAAGUAUCACAAGUUGAUAGCAUGACUUAUCACAUUCUCCAUGCAUAGAUUAACAGGACUAUCCUGGACAUUAUGACUUGCAACCUCGAAGGUAGAGUUUGCUCUAUCAUGCUAUCGUUUGUCUGGGGAAUCUAACACAGGGUAGUUACCUUCUACAAACAUCAUGUCUUUCUGCACAUUUUACUUCCCUGUCUCCAGCCUCAGACAUUUCCAUCUCUCUGAUCUUGGAGGACUGUUACCUUCUUUUAGAUUUGAUUGUACAGCCUGUAUGGUGCUGCUGGCUCAGGGGAUCUCCAAACUAUUGAACCUUCGAGAACAGAAAGUGGUCAAGGUCAAACCGCCACAUUCAAUGGCCCAGUGCACCUUGCAGCCUGUCUCCAAUUGUCCUCUACAAUACAAAUGGAUUAUCCCAGUGUAUAAACUGAGACACUGACAGAUGGAAACUCAAAGAGGGUGGAAUGAAAGUAAAGGCAAUGACUAGAAACCGCACAUAACAGAGAUACUGCUAAAUGCCAUUGGGCAUGAUGAUAUCACUGAUGGUAUGGCUCCUACAUUGAAUGCAUUAAUUCAUGAAACAUGGAGUCAUUUCAAUGUAUCACAAUGGGGUUUGUGUAAGUGCUGCUCCUUGUUUCUUUACUCAUUAUUGUAUGGUCACUCUGAAGAGCUUUAAUGUUCUCACAUGUUUAGUAAAUAAAAUAUUUUUG
Molecule: messenger RNA, 1635 nt
Organism: Alligator sinensis (Chinese alligator)
Lineage: Eukaryota; Metazoa; Chordata; Crocodylia; Alligatoridae
Product: butyrophilin subfamily 1 member A1-like
Exons: 3
Molecular function (GO): protein binding
Source: RefSeq, a predicted model, not a curated record